GAGUGGAAUGACACCGCAUCACAGAUUCGGCGCGUGGUUGAGCCGGUCUUCGUGCAGCUGAGAUGGGGGGACAAGGUUCUGGUAGAAACGGAGCAGAUCCUCGCAGAUGGCCGCCCGCGCCAGAGGAACAUGCUCUUAGCUGAGAAGAAGAGCCCGGAUGACGUGGACAUCGAGCAUUCUGCUCUGCGAGGAGUGAAGGAAGAGCUGCUGGAGAAUGUCGAGGGCUGCCAGAUAGAUGUGCUUCGACAUCUCCGCUUCAUGCAGGAGGCUUACUGCUGCGUUGCCGAGAACUUGGAGUCAAACUCCUUCCCAGGACUUCCUUGUGUCUACAUCACUCACUACUGCGGAGUUCAGAUCCUCGACCAUGCCUUGCCGCUCUUCAAGGACAUUGGCUUCCUCGAGACCGACUUCGAGACCAAGGAAUCUGACGGCAAGAUCAACAAGUGGCGCUGGGUGGAUGUGAGCAAAGCCCGCACUGACAAGGUGAAAGGAUUCCCCAAGUUGGAGGAAGAUGGUGAUGGCAAGGAGCAGGCAGUGGUGGGUCUUUGGCAGCAGCUUGAGACGCCCCGCGACGUGGGGGAUCUCCGUGUAGUCCUGGAGAUGGGUGGCGUGAACGUCACGACCUGGGGAAUGUACACGGAAGAGUCCCUGAAGUGCCUCUUGAACGAGUUGAAGAUUGGAGCAUCUACCCUGGAGCGCGACGACAUUUCUGGGAAAGUUCGUCGUGCCAUUGGCUCGAAUAUGGUGCAGCUGAAGAUUGAAGAGGCCUUUGCCGGUCAGCAAGGUGCGGGUGGCUUUGGUCUGGGAGACGCGCGGAGCAUGGUGCAGUUCCGGCCAGAGAAGGGCGUUUGGGAGGUGGUGCAAAGCGACACCUCAUCGUACCCUGGCCUGCCCUGCUGCUACCAGACCCGGCUUGUGCAGUUCGAUGGCCAGCAGCCUGAAAUCCCUCGCAAGAUGCCUUCAGAUGCCAGCAUGAACGGGCUGCCCAAGGUUCGCCGGCCUUCCCAAAACAGCCUGCCAGGUGCGCUGAGCACUUUGACUUCAGGCCCCUGCAGCCCCAAGAGCCAGCAAAGCAUCAGCUCCAUCCCAGGUUCUCUCCUCAGUGAGAGCCCUGUCCGGUCGAGGGCCAAGCCAGAGCCCUCGCAGGACGUCAUACAGGAAGUGCCCGACCAGAACAUCAUUGGCUCUGGUCUCUACAUGCAAGUGCUCAACAUGCACAAGGACCUCCGCUUCCGCAUGGUUGCCAAGGAGUCCUCUGAGAAGGCACCACCUCCGGCCUCACAGGCCGUUGCAUGUUCUUGCGAGAUCCUGUUGAUCCGCAACAUCAACCCGCUCACGGCCACUUACCAAUGCCGCUUCUUUGUCUUCCUCGAGUGGUUUGACCCCGCUGCAGUUGGCAUGGCGCUGGGCGACGUGUCAGAGGAAAAUCGAAAGAAACUCUCAAUCCCGGAGAUUGGCCUGCAGAACACGCUGAAAACAGGCUUGGAAAUCCACUCCCCGCCAGAGAUCAUCCAAAGCGAGCGCGGGCACGUGGCUGCGAAGAUCCUCUACCAGGCAAUCAUGCAAAUGGAGAUCGAUAUGCGAUUGUUUCCCUUCGACACCCAGCGGCUUAACAUCGUGCUAGGCCUUCGUGCUCGCCGUGAUCGAGACCGCGCGAUCUUUUGCAGGUUCUGCCAUGUCGACAGCCAAAUUCGGCUGGAUGAAUGGUCCAUCCUUGGCACCUAUUUCGAUUCCGAUCGCCCAGACGGCCGAGCACGGGUGCAGUUUGGAGUCAUCAUCGGCCGUGGCUACAUGUACUACGUCAUGAAUGUGCUCAUCACGCUGUGUGCCAUUGCAUCAUCUUCUUUUGCCGGAUACUUUCUCCAGGUGACACCACCCUUUGACCGACUGCGCUUCGGCGUUUCGAUCCUGUUUGCGCAGACCACUUUCCGUUUAUCUAUUGACAGCAAGCUGCCCAUCGUCGCGUACGCAACAGCCUUCGAUCACUUCGCGAUGUGCUGUCAGCUGCUGCUGCUUUCGAUGAUUGUUGGAGAUGUUUUGGUGGCAAUGCUGGCAGACAGGUGGUUUCACUUCGGUGGCCCAGAGAUCGCAGCUUUGGUUGACAAGGCCAUCUUUUUCACGCUGUUGCCCAUGUGGAUCCUUGCGCUCUCCAUCUUCAGCAUCUGGGUGGUCAGGACGCGGCGCAAGACAGCCCAGGCCAAGCGGUGCACCGAACCGGAUGUGGCAGCCCAGGCGCUGAACAGCGGCGAGCUGGCGUCCUCAAGCGCUUCCUCGGAUGGCCAGGUUCCUAAUCCAGGAGACUUUUCGGAGGAAGCUCAGGAUCAAAUGGCCCGGCUGAAGAAUCGCCUUCGUUACACAUCUGCACGGCGCUUGUCACCCACCAUGCAGCACCUCUCCAGUGAAGCUGUGGCGGUAUCGGCAACUAUCUGGUUCCUACACGAUAUCGAUCCCAUCCAGGCCCAGUAUGAGUGCAAGUUCACUUUGUAUGCAGAGUGGCUCAGCCAAGCCGCUGUUGGUAUGGCUGCUGGAACGCGGCUUGCCAAAGAGGACUUGGUGCGAGACCACCGAAUGCCGGAGAUCGACGUUCACAACAAGGUGGAGCUAUCUGUGGAGGAUGGCCCCAGCGCCAUUGUGGCAGACUCUGAAACUGGAAGGAUUGUCAUGUGCGCUCGCUAUAUGACCAAGCUUCAGCUGCGGCUCAAGCUAACGAACUUCCCCUUCGACUGCCAGAGCCUUCCCAUCGACUUCACGAUGCCAGCGGAGAAGGACGUGAACCGCGCGUUCGUUUGCCGCAGCGUGGAGCUGCAGCCCUUGGCCAGGAGCCUGGAUGAGUGGACAGUGCAGGGCACCUGGAGCAGCUGCGACUUCCACGAGGGCAUGAGUGCGGCAAGCAUGUACAUCGAGGUGAAGAGAAAGUCAAAGUACUACGUGGUGUCCGUGCUGGGUGUGAUGCUCGGAAUCUCCAGCCUCGUAUUCACUGUCUUCGCCAUCCAAGUGGAUUCCGCUGGGAAAGGAUUUGAUGAUCAAGGUCGGAGCGGAUGGGAUCUUGAGCGGUUGUUUUAG
Molecule: messenger RNA, 3063 nt
Organism: Symbiodinium pilosum
Lineage: Eukaryota; Dinophyceae; Suessiales; Symbiodiniaceae
Source: the annotation of a GenBank genome assembly